GCCAUACGAUUUUCUCCAUGAAACAUAAAAAAUAAGGUAAACAGUACAGGAGUGAAAUCUCAGGUGUUCAGGGGAUUAGUAACUCUAGCAGCAGUUCCAUAGGCAACAGCCCAAGCUAGUCUGGGAGGUAAGUCUCCCAGGCCUGUUUUGUGCUAGCUAUCACAGUUUGUUCUGUGCUCCAAAACUUCAUUCAAGGAUUUUUUUUUUCCCUGGUUUACAGAAAUGUCUGCAAGUAAUUGAAACUUCGCCUUUUUUCAGGCUUGAAUCUGUAUAUUCCAUUGAAUAAUUCUUGAUAAAUAGCUUGUGGGUUUUGUAUGUUUCAUCUCUCUACUAAAAUUUACCCUCAGUUAUACAAUCAAUGGCUAAACAUCCUUUGUCUUCAGAACUUUGUCUUUGUUCACCAAGCUGUAUUGUUCGUUUGAAAAGCCGCAGUCCCUUUUCACCUGUGGAACUGGAUGGUUUUCUGCUGCUUUCUAGAUUAUGACAUGCAACUGCUGUUUGAUCCAAUGACUGGCAGCUGCUAGCUAGUCUGUAUGUGGGGAAAGAGAAUGAUCUUAUCUUAAACUUGGUGGAAAGUGGGUAAAGUGGACCAUGUUACAGUUCCUGUACUAACUAAAGCAAGGAAAGGUGGGCAAUGAAAGGAAAAAGUGUCAAAAUUCGAUAGUCUUAAUAAAAAGAUGUGCAUUUUCACUAUGCAACUAGAAAAUUUUAGAUUAUUGGCUGUUAUUCCUCUGCAUUUGUAGAAGUCAAAGAAUUCUUAUUACAACAAAAAUUAGAAAAGAUCUGAAGAACUAACAACUUUAAAUUUUGCUAAGGAUAGUAGUGCACAAUAAUUCACAUCCAACAGGCUUCAAAUGAGCUAACUAUGGAGUUUCUUGAAGUAUUGAUAUUGGUGAAUCCUGGAUAUUAUUAACAGUCAGUCUGCUAUUCAUCCUGGGAAAAAUCACGGCAAAUGUGAUAUGAAAGGCAGUUACCUAAUUAAGAGGUGCAAAAGUAAUAUUUAUGAUUUUUCAGAAAACAGACAGCAGGAAAAAGUAAACUUGUUCAGUGUUGUAAAUUCAGCAGAUAAAUGCAACUGCUACUGUAGUAUAUAUAAUUUAUUUCAGAGGUCUAAUUCUGCUUUGUAUGACAUUCUAAGAACUUAUAUAAUUUACAAAAGAAAUGCAACACUUGGGUUUUAAAAUCAUUUAAAUCAAAUAUCUUGAGAAAAUUCAAAGAGACAUACCCAGCCAAAAAGAGAUGUUCCUGUGAGACACUGCUUGAAUAGUUAUUGGCCUACUGCUAUAACAUAUCUCAGCUUUUGACAGUAGCAAAUACCACUACCCUGCAGCAUGGGAGAAAACCUGUUAGUCUGCUACCAUACCCGAUAACUUCUUUAUCCAGUUAAGCAUAUGGAACAAUCUAACUCCUUUCUGCAUUUUGACAGCUGGAGAACCAGUAAUUAACACUCAAAAGUGAGCCAUGUUUAAGACCAGUAUGAUAUCUGACUCUGUACAACAUAUUUUCAAAAAUACCAUUUAGGAAAAACAUGGAAGGGCAGGGCAAGGCUGUAAGGAAAAUAAUUCAGGAACCUCUUUGAAAAAGCUGUGGCUGAAAAGAGACUCGUAACGAUAAGCAAAGAAACUGCCUUCUGCUGCUGCUGCUGCUGCUUUCUCUUUUGUUGAGGGCACUAGUAAACUUCCCUGAAAAUAUAUAUAUGGAAGCAACUUGGAAGAUCUAGACUAUUUCCAAGUAGCUCAUGUGUAAAGAGAAAACAUGAUAAAAACAUUGCUAGGAAAGAUAGCAGAUGGUGUAGCUGUAAUUGUGUAUAGCUGAUCUGUCAUUGGACACAAAGAUACCUAUAUAAUUGUCCAUUGUGGUGUUUUCUUUUUUCUUUUUCUAAAUGUUAAAUUAAACCACAACAUAGGUGCUACAGGUGGGCAAUUUCACUGUACAUGUGACAGGCAAUUGUGACUAUAAAGGGACUGGCACAGCAUGGUUCAUGGCAAGAGAGGUAUACAAACUCUAUUAGACUGGAUGGGUCACUGGAGUUAUGUGACUUUUGAAAGUGUAAAGAAAGAAUUGAAUAGGACAAUGAACAAUGAUCAGAUUACUACCAGUGCUUUGCCUGCUGCUUGUCAAAAAUAAUGAGAUCAGAAGGGUUGCAUGCUGGCAAAUUUGUGCAAUGCAAAUGCGUUAACUGAAUUUCACUUCAGACAGCAAUUUCAUUUCUUAGUAUAAUCUCGACAAUAUAUCAGAGGUUUAGUGCCUUGUUGAAAGACUGUCUAAAAAGGCUUUGAAGAAAUUACUGUAACCAGCCCCAUAGUUCAGUUCUGUGCCACCGAAAGAAGGCAGUAUAUUUUUAAAGGUGCUUGCCUUCAAAAGGAGAGACAAUUUCUGAAACAGAGAGCACAGGAAGAAAAUUGGGAAAACCCCACUUGCAGUGAUGUGCAUAAAGGUGAUUCAAGAAAGACAGGGAGAAAAAUUUUGAGUGGGUUAAAACCUGCUCUGCUUCAAAGGUGUUCCUAUCUUGUUUCAAGGAUCAUGCGUAGUGGCUGAAAAUGUCACUGUGUUACCAUGCCUUCAGUUUAAAGCUUCCUUUCUUACUGUGAUGGUAGCAAGGGAAAUAUGUAAUAUAUUUCAGCCUUUAUAGCACCACAGAAAGCCCUAGAGAACACAUAUCACAAAGACUCAAAACGAAACUGAAAAAAAGAAAAAGGAAACCCAACCCAUUUUAACUUUAUCUUUUUGCUAUUCUUUUUGUCCUGACAUCAUUCAAUAUCUGCAUUUCAUUACAAAAUAUGAGGAAUACGUAAAGGUGGUGUUAAUAUACAGUCAUUCAGAAGAUAAUUCUAGAUUUGAUUUUCAUAAGUAAUGUUCAUAAUCUGUUUCUCUUUUGUGGGUGUAUUCUAUUUGAAACUUGGUAUAUGCAAUAAACCCUCAGUGCUGCACUUUACACUAGCCAUCAGGCUGAAAGUAGCAUAACAUGUUGCAUUUAACCAAUGCUGUUAACACAAACAAGAAAGAGCCUUUUUCUUAGGCAACUUUAUGUAGAGACCAAGUCACUUCAGGUUCCGUGACCUUACAAGCUCACACGGUACAAGCCCCUUUGGUGGGGAUGUGUGUGAGCGUAUGCCACGGGCAUCUACAUUACACACUGGGGACGUGUCACCAGAAGAAAAGGCCGAGGGGACAUGACGCAUGCCGAGAGCCAGCGUGAGUGUCUCCCCAGGACUGGCAGGUUCCGGACACUGUUCCUGUUCAACCUGUAGCGGCACACCGAGAGCUGAAGGCAUCCACACAAGGCCGCCGGCGCACGGAAGGGCUGGCAGCCAUCAGGCUGUGUAACACGGGCUGCACCGGCGGCAGCGCCCCGCAGGCGAAGGCCGCGGGCUCACACACGCACCCGCCGGAGCGGUGCCGGCCGCCCUCAGCCGGGGCCGCGGCCUGCGCCCUGCCGCCUGCUGCCUCACGGGGCCGAGGGCACACCCGCCGGCCCUACCCGCCACUCCGCAGGCCUGGCAGAGGCCACGGCCCGGCCCGUGCAGCUGCGGCCGCGGGGCCGCAGUUUCGCCCACAGCCCCCACGAGGAUGGCCGGGACCCCGGGUAAGCCUAGAGGCCGGCUCCGGUGCCAGCGCCUUCGGGGGCCUGGCGCGGCAGCGGCCCGUGAGCGCGGCUAAGUCAUGGGGCGACAGGUCUCAUCGGGAAGAGGCCGCAGGCGGCACAAAACACCCGAAACGCUGCCCGGCCCGGCCACCGCCCCGCAACCCGGCGCACCUGCCCCCGGUCGCCCCCGGCCCAACCCGGCCUGGCGCUUGCGCAGCGGCGCGCCCGCCCCCCCCGUAAACAGCGCCGUCACGUGAGCGGCCGGGCCCGGCGCGGCGCCGCUCGCCUGACGCCGCGGGGGCGCGCCUACGGGGCAGCGGGCACGCGGCCGGCACUCGAGCCGAGCCAGGCCAGGCCGGGCCGGGCGGGACCACUGGGGCCGGGGAGGGGAAGCCCGCGCGCACCCCCGCUCCCACAGGCCGCGGGCCUGCGCGAGCCGCCCCCUCUCCCUCACGGCGCGGCCGCCGCGUCCUUCCUCCGCGGCUCCGGGGCAGCGCUGGGCAGCGGAGCGGGGGCUGAAAGACACACAGGAGUCUUCAUGGAUAUAGUUGAUACAUUUAACCAUUUAAUUCCUACUGAACACUUAGAUGAUGCCCUAUUUCUAGGAUCCAACCUGGAGAAUGAAGUCUGUGAGGAUUUUAGUACAAGUCAAAAUGUCUUAGAGGAUUCGCUGAAGAACAUGCUCAGCGAUAAGGAUCCUAUGCUAGGAUCUGCAAGUGCCCAGUUCUGUUUGCCUGUUUUGGAUAGCAAUGAUCCCAAUUUCCAGAUGCCUUGUUCAACAGUUGUUGGUCUUGAUGAUAUUAUGGAUGAAGGAGGAGUUAAAGAGAGUGGAAACGACACCAUUGAUGAUGAUGAACUUGUAUUACCUAACAGGAAUUUGAGGAGCCGUUGUGAAGAAACAUCAGUCACAUCACCAAGAAAAUCACCACGUUUAAUGGCACAAGAACCAGUGCGGAGUUUGCGACAGAGCACACUAGCCAAGCGUUCAAAUGUUGCACCUGUUGUUAAUACCAAGAAAUCAUCUGUAAAAAGUGGAUCUGCUCCAAAAUCAGGACAGAAACAAGAGAGAAGUCCAGCUAAAGAGACAGAUGUUGCUGCACCCUUGAAAACAGAGCAGCCUAAAGAAGUUAGGCGUAGUACAAGACGAUCGGGACAGACAGAAGGAACGUCAGCAGCAGUAACAGCAUCCCAAAGUAAUACAAAAAGUCUUCCUGGUCCUGAAGAGGUGAAUGAAAUAAAGGCUGAAACCCUUGAGCAAGCAAAAGUUGAGGAAACAUCCCAAGAGUUAAGUUGUGCUAAUUUAGCAGGAGCCUGUUCUAAUUCUCCUGGAGAAACAAAGGAAAUAACAGAGGUUGCAACAAAGACUGAAUCUGAGAAUGUUGAGUCAGUUUGUUCGGUAUCUGCCGCUAGUGAAACUACUGCAGUUAAAAAUGAGGCAAAUGAUGUGAUUGGUUCAACAGGCUCUGAAACUUCUUCAGAAAAGACUGAAAAUAAAACAGAAGAAUUAGAGAAGAAAACAGAAGAGCAUGAUCUGAGUGGGGUAGCUGGAAAAGUUGAUGAUCCAUCUAGUGCUUGCGUGAAUCCAAGUGAAAUUUGUGACACCUUUUCAAAUUUGUCCAGCUCUGUAGAAGGGGUUGAUAGUGGUUUAGGUUCCCACAGUGUGGAAGUUUCUGAUGAAAAUAAAUUGUCAGUAAAGGAAUGCAUAACAGAAUGUGUAUAUGGUGAUAAGGGAGUGGAGAAAACUGUAACUUCUUUUGAGAAACUAUUGGACAGUCCAGAGUUUGAUAAUAAAGACUUAAAAAACAAAGAUUUUACUUCUGCUGACCCAGGAAAUAGCAUUUUAGAAAGCAGUGUUCUUAGCCAAACAAGCCAAGAUGUACAGCACCAGAUCAGCAGUACUAAAGUAGAAGGCCCUGAGACAUCAAAAUUUCAGAAUGACGAUAAACAAGCUUGCAUUUCAUCAAAGUGUGAAAAGAACGUUAGGCCUGGGCAUAGUAAAUCUAUGAUACAGAAUAAGCAAAAUCUGACUGCAAGUACUCGACAGAAAUCGGGUACACUGCAGCAAGAAAUGCGUUCAAGAACAAGAGCUGGUCUUACUGUUUCAGGUCUUCACAGUCCAUCUUCAGUAAGUUUGAAGCGGAAUGCAGAUGAGCAAGAGAGUCAUCAGCAUCCAAAUAACCCAGUUAAAAUUAGGAAGAAACAGUCCGAUCUGGGUUUAAAAGCAAAGACCUGUGUUUCAGGGGUGACCAUAAAAAAGCAGACCAAUACAACGCUGAAGAAAAUACCCCGAGGCCAGGCUUCUGGGCAAGUACAGAAGUCAUCCGUUCAAAGAGCAAGUGAGAAAUCUCCUACUCAUCAGAGCUGUUCUAAAGAUACCCACCACUCCAUGCACUCGUUAUCAGGGCAUGUUUCAAAUCUUAGUCAGAAGCAAGCCCAGGGUCAGAAACACCAAAUUGCAGCUGUGCUGAAAACAAAUAGCUCCACAAAGGAAGAGGCAGAGACAAAAGAUCCUCCUGUUGUAGAACAUCUGAAGGAGGAUGAUAAAGAAAAAAACAAAUCAAAAAGAUUUGAUAAGAACCUCCAACCUCGCCAGAGAAGAAGUAGCAAAAGUCUUUCACUUGAUGAGCCUCCAUUGUUCAUUCCAGAUAACAUUUCAACUGUUAAACGUGAAGGCUUGGAACAUAGCUCUGCUAAUGAAAGCAAAUAUGUUUGGGUGCCCAACAAGCAGUGUGGCUUUUGCAAAAAGCCACAUGGCAACAGGUUUAUGGUGGGCUGUGGUAGAUGUGAUGAUUGGUUUCAUGGUGAUUGUGUUGGACUGAGUCUUUCUCAAGCUCAGCAGAUGGGUGAAGAAGACAAAGAAUAUGUGUGUGUGAAAUGCUGUGCUGAAGAAGACAAAAAAAUGGAGUGUUUUGAUCAAAGUGUACCAGAUACUCAUCUUGAAAUCCAUAGAGAAGAAAAAGCAAUUGAGUGUGAAAAACAGGGGAUGCUGAAGCAAGCACCUACUUGUAAUCUAAAUGUAACAACUGAAAAAACAAAGCAAAUAGAGGACACUGGGAAGCAUAAAGUCAAAAUCUUCAGACGGGAAUCUGGUGAUGGGAAGAACUUGUCAGAGUCCAGAGACUCGGAUGCUAAAAAAGGGCAACAUGUUCCCACUCGAAAAGGAUCACAAACUGCUGUAAUUCCUCGGCGGUCCCCUGAAGAUAAAAAUGAAAAAAUCAGUAAAGAAUCCCCUAGUGUGGUUGAAAAGUCUACAAAAUCAGGUGUUCAUGAGAAACAAGAAAUUAAGAAAAAGAAAAAUGAGAAAGGAUCCAUUAGUGCAGCACACCUGCCAGCUGUGCCAGCUUCCAAACCUUCUGCUGAUCAGAUAAGACAAAGUGUCAAACAAUCUCUUAAGGACAUUCUGAUGAAAAGAUUGACAGACUCAAGUUUAAAGAUUCCUGAGGAGAGAGCAGCAAAAGUUGCCACAAGGAUUGAAAGAGAGCUGUUUUCUUUUUUUCGGGACACUGACUCGAAGUACAAGAACAAAUACAGAAGUUUAAUGUUCAAUCUGAAAGAUCCUAAAAAUAAUAUAUUAUUUAAGAAAGUGCUGAAAGGAGAGGUUACUCCAGACCAUCUAAUAAAAAUGAGCCCGGAAGAACUGGCUUCCAAGGAACUGGCUGCUUGGAGACAGAGAGAAAAUAGACAUACAAUUGAAAUGAUUGAGAAGGAACAGAGGGAAGCUGAAAGAAGACCCAUCACAAAAAUUACUCACAAAGGAGAAAUAGAAAUUGAAAGUGAAACACCAAUAAAAGAACAAGAGGAAGUCAUGGAAAUUCAGGAACCUAAUAUGAAGUUGUUUGAGAAGUCAGAGGAAGCUGAAAAAGAUAAAGAAGUAAAUGAAUCUGCAUCUCCAGACACCACAAGUCAACAUAAAAAUCAUCUCUUUGAUCUUAACUGCAAAAUCUGCAUAGGCCGAAUGGCUCCACCUACUGAUGAUCUUUCUGCGAAAAAAGUGAAAGUGUCUGUUGGAGUUGCACGGAAGCAGUCAGACAAUGAAGCAGAGAGCAUUGCAGACGCGCUUUCUUCAACAUCAAGUAUUUUAGCAUCAGAAUUACUGGAAGAUGAUAAGCAAGACUCAUCAAAAUCAUCAUUCACACCUCUCCCAAAGUCAGAAACACCUGGUACCGUCGAAUGUGAAAGUCUUUUUCUGGCACGCCUGAAUUUCAUCUGGAAGGGUUUUAUCAAUAUGCCUUCAGUGGCAAAGUUUGUUAUUAAGGCUUAUCCAGUCUCUGGCUCUUUUGAGUAUUUAACAGAGGAUUUGCCUGAUAGUAUUCAAGUAGGUGGCAGGAUAUCUCCUCACACUGUCUGGGAGUAUGUAGAAAAAAUCAAAGCUUCAGGGACCAAGGAGAUCUGUGUAGUUCGCUUUACCCCAGUAACUGAAGAGGAUCAGAUAUCCUAUGCAUUGUUGUUCGCCUAUUUCAGCAGUAGAAAACGUUACGGUGUAGCUGCCAAUAACAUGAAGCAGGUGAAAGAUUUGUACCUCAUCCCUUUAGGUUCCUCAGAUAAAGUCCCACAUCAUCUUGUGCCUUUUGAUGGGCCUGGGAUUGAAAUACAUCGACCGAAUUUAUUACUGGGAUUGAUAAUUCGCCAGAAAAUGAAGAGGCAGAUUACUGCUGUUGCAAGCGUUGCUAGUAGUUUUGUGGAUGAAGCUUCUGAAAGUACAUUCAGUAACUUGCCACCAGAGAAGAAGAGCAAGCCAAACAAACCUGAAAUCUCUCAUCAUGAGUUGGCACUAGAAGAAGAAGAGGAAAAUGAUUUUUUUAAUUCCUUCACGACUGUGCUACACAAGCAGAGAAAUAAACCUCAGCAAUCUAAUGUAGAAGAUGCUCCAGCAGUUAUUGAACCAUUGGUGGAAAGUACCAAACAUGAACCACCAAAGCCUCUCAGAUUUCUUCCUGGUGUCCUGGUUGGGUGGGAGAAUCAGCCUUCCACUCUGGAGCUAGCAAAUAAACCAUUGCCAGUGGAUGAUAUUCUUCAAAGCCUGUUGGGUACAACAGGGCAGGUGUAUGAGCACACCAGGUCAGAAGCAAAUCCCAGUGAAGACAUACCAUUAUUAAAUGAACAGGCAACGUUAAAAGAAGAAAACAUGGAUGUUGCUGAUGUAACUGCUGAAGUUACUGAAGCAAAGACUGGUUUGGAUAAUCUACAAGAGUCCACAAAUGCUACUGGAACUGUGGAUGCAGCAGCUGUAGGGACUUCAAGUUCUGCAAGAAGUGCUGGAUCUUUGGUAGGGCUGAGUCUGAAGGGAAAACCUCCAGAUGUCUCCACAGAAGCAUUUUUAGCAAAUUUAUCUGCUCAGUCACAGAAUAAAGAAACUGAAGAAAGUAAAGAAAAUGAUACAAAGAGGCAGUUACCUGACAAGGAUAACAUUACACAGGAAGUUAGAAGGACCACAAAUUCCAGCUUUCCUUCUUCCUCAUCAAAUGCAGGGAAAAAACCCAAUGAGAACAGCGUUAGUGUAGGCUCUGGUGAAGGUACCACUGCUAAUACCACUAAAUCACCGCCCUUUAUUAAUCUUAAGAGAGACCCACGACAGGCAGCCGGACGAAGCCAGCAGACUAAUGCUUCAGAAAACAAGGAAGGAGAUGCUAGCAGAAAUGAGGACCGACAGAAUGCUUCAGGAAGUGAUCAAAUGGAACCAGAGAAUAAACAGUCUUCUGGAGAAGUGGGCUUAACCCUGUAUCAAAGUGAUGUGCAAACCAAUGAGACACAGUACAGUUCAACUGCAACAAAAGCAGAUAACGCGGUUGCAUCACAAGCGGAAGAUACCACACGGUCACAGGAAGAUGUAGUGAUGCAAAACAUCGAAACGGUGAACUCAUUUAGAAGAGGACCAGCAGCAACCUCAUCUCAUUUUGAAACCGAAAACUCUUCUCGUUCUGAAUUUAUUUCCAAAGUCCCAAGCCCUAUUACAAGUGGCAGCUUCUCAUCUGUUAGACCUCCACAGCAGAAUUUUCAGCAUCCUAAAUCUAAUCCACCUGGAUUUCAGUUUCAGGCUCCUGCACCUCAUAACUUCCCUCCCCAAAACAACCCUAUGUUUGGAUUUCCACCUCAUUUACCACCUCCACUUCUUCCUCCUCCUGGCUUUGGCUUUCCUCAAAAUCCAAUGAUGCCAUGGCCACCAGUAGCUCAUUUAUCAGGUCAGCCACCACACUAUGCUGGACCCAUUGCACAAGGGCUACCAGUGGCUCACAAACAAUCAAGAUUUCUGGGGCCAGAAAACUUUUUUCAGAGUAAAGACAGUAGGAGACCAGAAAGACGUCACAGCGAUCCUUGGGGCAGACAAGAACAGCAUUUGGAGAGAGGGUUCAGUAGAGGAAAAAAUGAUCAACAUAGACAAAGAUUUUACAGUGAAUCCCACCACCAAAAGAAAGACAGACAUGAAAAAGAGUGGAACAAUGAAAAAUACUGGGAGCAAGAUUCUGAAAGAAAUAGACGCAGAGACAGAAACCAGGAAAAAGAGAGAGAGAGGAAGAGUAGAGAGGAAGGACAAAGAGACAAAGAGAGAUUGCGAUCUCCACACAGUGAUAGGGCUGCUGAUGGAAAAAGCCCCAGAGAGACUAGAAAUCCAGAUAAAAAGACAGAGAAGCCUAAAAGUGAAGAACAGGCUCAUGAAAAAGAUAAGGAGAAGGAGAAAAGCAAAGAGAAGCAUAGAGAACGAGAAAGUGAAAAGAGCAGAGAGAGACAUAGGGACCACAGUGACAGAACUAAAAGCAAAAGGUAAAAAGAUGCAGGCAGUCUUUUAAAAUCCUAUUUAAAUAAACUGUUAGAGUAAUGUCGUAAAACUUUGUAUAAAAAAACAAAAGCCUGCUAGGAUUGUGCCAUCUUUUUUAUUCAGUGUUGGUGUUUUGCAGAAACAAGUCUGUGUUUUGGUACCACUUGACGUACCGAUACUCAUCCUUUUUUUCAUUAUACCAACUCUCGCUAGAAGUAGGAAUUUAAUAUUUUUAAAAAUUUUACAUUGCUGUAUAUUCAAAAUUUUACAGAUUUCUUUUAUUAAUAUGCAAUAAAGGCUUAGAAAUUUUCUUAGCUGAUGAAGUUGGCUUUAGUCAAGUCUGCAAUAUAGUUGCUGCCUUUGGUAAUUUGUGCUCUCUUCUGUUUUAAGAUGCUCUGAUAAUUUUAAAGGUGAAUUUCAUACAAUAACCUUCUUUUUAAAUUGCACUGUUUUUAAAGACUGUAGCAAAGCCUCAGAAUCCACAUGCAUUACAACAAAAUAUAGUAUGCUCAGUGGUGUGAAGAGUUUUUUUUUUUUUAAAUUAUUCAGUAGUACAAUAAAAUAAUUCAAGUGUAUUUCAUUAGUUUUUCAAGUAUUUCUUAAAGCAUCUGAAGCAGUUUGUGACCAGAAAUUGGAAGGCUGAGCUGCUCGAAUGUUACUGCUUUAAGCUGCACUUAUUUUAAUAAGAAAGCCUUUUUAACCUAAAUUCUUGAAAAUAUUAUUUGUAGUAGUAAAUUCAUUUCUCCCACCACUUUCCAUGCUUCAAAAACUUGAAUACCUAAGCUUGUACAUUACUUUGUGUUUUGCUAUCCUUUUUACUGUAAAAUGUAAAUAUUUUAAGGGAUAUUUUGAUUCUAAAAUGAUAAAACUUUCUCACAUAC
Falco peregrinus (peregrine falcon) is the source of this 11221-nucleotide messenger RNA. RefSeq names its product PHD finger protein 3 (gene PHF3). The transcript has 16 exons. The record is from RefSeq and is a predicted model, not a curated record. Gene Ontology annotation, cellular component: nucleus. Gene Ontology annotation, biological process: DNA-templated transcription. Bases 4125 to 10349 code for a protein of 2074 amino acids. NCBI's taxonomy places the organism in Eukaryota, Metazoa, Chordata, Aves, Falconiformes, Falconidae.